Messenger RNA from Drosophila innubila, 843 nucleotides. RefSeq lists its product as uncharacterized. Gene Ontology annotation, molecular function: myosin light chain binding. Bases 1 to 786 code for a protein of 261 amino acids. Gene Ontology annotation, biological process: spermatogenesis. Lineage: Eukaryota; Metazoa; Arthropoda; Insecta; Diptera; Drosophilidae. The record is from RefSeq and is a predicted model, not a curated record. The transcript is spliced from 2 exons.
AUGUCGCACAAGAGAUUCUAUGUGCGUCUGGAGCUUCAGCUUCAUGCGCUGACCUGUCCUGGCGUUUGGUUGUGUUCACACGGCUAUCUGGAGGCAACUAUUAAGACACUUGGUUACUACUUUCGCACUGGCGCCAUGGAGCCUCGGUUUCCCAUGCUGUGCCAUGAUCAGUUCACCAUGGAGGGAUAUUUUAGAAGUGUCAAUUCGCUGGAAAAGAUGCGAGAGAUGCUUAACGCCGAGCAGCUGGAAAUAACUUUAUGGCAAAAUGGACGGCGACUAGCCUACUACAUUGGCAGAUUGUCGGAUGUGAUGCAGCCAUCAGUGCCACGCCUCAGUUGUGCCCACAACGACAACGUGCAGCUGCUGAUGAAGGCGACGCCCGCCUUUCCCGGCAUCCUGGCACCAAAAGUGGAGCUAUCCGCAGAGCUGAAUGGUCGGGACAAGCAGCACAACUGCUGCCAUGUAGAUUUGCAGCGUCCACUUAGCAAUCGUCAUGUGGAGAGCCGUUGCCUCAGUCGCUUGGAGAUGCCGCGAAAACAGCAGACUGUCUGCCAUGCCAAGCAAUCCAGCUGCUGGCCAAGCAGUCCCAGCUUCAGUUACUCCAAUUCCAAUUCCAGUCAGCAGCAACGCAGGCUGUCGACGUGCUCGAGCAGCACACAGUUGAGUGGGGAAUCCCAGCAUUCCAGUUUGACGCAGUGCAGCCACUCAUCAGCCUUGAGCGGCGCAGCUGAACAUCAAAGCAGAUGCCACAUUUGCCAGGCAUACAGCAGAUUAUUUGACAAUUAAAGAACUUACAAAUAUUUGCUCUUAUAUAUUAAAAAUAAACUUAAACUUAGAUAUAGA